Molecule: messenger RNA, 2436 nt
Organism: Xenopus laevis (African clawed frog)
Lineage: Eukaryota; Metazoa; Chordata; Amphibia; Anura; Pipidae
Gene: ccdc117.L
Product: coiled-coil domain-containing protein 117
Exons: 7
Coding region: 328-1332 (334 amino acids)
Source: RefSeq, a predicted model, not a curated record
GGACAGAAACAUUGAGAGCCUUCUAGAAACAUGCCGCGCGUCACGUGGCCGCCAAGCUCCGCCUUCUGGCUGCUAUCAGCUGGAGCUGGGAAAGAACGGCGCGACAUUUGUGUCACGGGACCAGUGCAAGAAAACGGGGUUGAGGGAGCUGCCGAGUUCAUAGAAGGGGCCGUGGGCGUGAGCGGAAGUGGCGAUACAGUAUGAGAGCCCCCUUCCUUGACAAUCCAACCCCUGUGAUGUCAUGGGCAGACACAUAGGAAACUUGGAUAAAGGUGGCCUCACAGAUCCUAUCCUACUAUUUUCGGAUCGUGUGUGAGGGAAGCUGGAAUGGCUGCAGUUGGCACCCCAUUUAAUGGCAUGCUGUAUAGAAUGGAUUUUCAUCAGUCUUCAGACUCAUUCUAUCAAAGUGCAAAUCUCCAGAGUUCAUUAGAUACCCAAUUUCUUUCUGCUGAAAUGAACAAUGAUAACCCAGUAAACCCUGCUUCAAUGGGAUGUUCUGUGAACUUUGAUAAUACAUAUUUUAGUCUCUGCAAUCCGUCUCCCAGCUUGACUGGUGGAGGUUUAACUUUUAUGCAAAAUGCUAUAUUAUCUCCUGAUUCUGGAGGAGAUUUGGGAUACUCGGCUACUUGUUCUGGGUUCCCACUUUCCACAAGAAGUAAACAUAAAAGAGAGGAGGAUAUCUUUGAGUGUCCGUUGAAAAAAAGGAGAAUUUCAGAACAUUCAGAAGUCCCUGUAUUUCCUGAAGCUACUGCAUCCCAUUCCUCAGCCGGUAUUUUAAAAGGUGAAAUAUCAAGGAGUUGCUGGGAUUCUAAUUGUAAGCCAGAGAGAACCACCGCCAUUCAAUAUUCUGAAUCUGGUUUAUCAGUCAUGCAUUUGGCCCAGACUGAAGAGAUGGAGGAAGCAUCCAGUGAACCUUUCGCUCUUGUAUGUGGAAAUGAUAGCAGGCUAAGUAGCAAUAAUGAAGAAUUGGAAACUGACAAAAAAGCUGACCGUUUGCCUUCGCUCAUCAUGUCUGAUGUUCUUAAAGAAGGUUUAAAGCGAGGUUUUCAAGAAUCCCUCACAAAGAAGAUUGUGGAUUCAAUGAAUCGUCCUUCUAUGGAACUUGUCCUCUGGAAACCUCAGUCACAGUUCCUUUUUGACAGACUGCAGGCAGUGCCUAAAAGUCAUAAGAAGGGAAAACAUUCAGAAAAGCCUGCGCACUCACCAUCUGAAACCUCCUUCAUUCAGGAAGUAGAAACAAUUGAGGAUGAUCAUUUGUGCAGUUCCAACACUACAAGUGACCCAAACAGAACUUGGAGCAGAGAUGAGGAAGAAGAAGAAAUGGAGCUAUAGAUGUUUUCUACAAAGAUCUAAUGGGACAGCAGCUCAAGGAUUCAUUUUAUUACAAAACAAAAAUUGUCCAGUUAUAAAACCCAUUUUUUGGAAACCUGAACUAGCAGCUUUUCUACUUCUUUUCAUGUGAAUGCUUGACUAUGUAUGGUUAUUCAGCAUACAACUUUGUUACAAAAGAUUUUUUGGAAAGUGGUGUGGUAAAAGAAUUGUUUUGAUGUUUUGUGUAUUGUGCAGAAGGAACCAUAACAGUGAGCAUGUUUUAUGUUAAAACUACAAUGAGCUCACUGACAUACCCAGCCGACAAUGUCAAUAUUACAGAUUUAAUGGUAAAAGUAUAGAAAUCCCAAUGCAAAGAUGGGUACGUUUCAUAAUAAUGUCACCGGUUCUUUUUGUUUUUACCAAACACGGGGAUAGAAAUUGCUUUGUGCUCAUUCCCUGCAUAUGGACUGGAGCAAAUUCUUUAUAUAUGAGGUGAGUUUUUUACUUUUUGUGCCAAAAAGCAGGAAUUGAAUGUGUUUUGUUAUGUUUUAUCUGUGUUUGUGUUAUAAACACAAAACAAUGAGAUAUCCUGAUAUAUAUAUAUAUUUUGGCAAGAUGCCCUUAUUUAAGACUUUUUUUCUAAUUUUAAUGGGUGUCCAGUACUUGGGUUUCUGAAUUUGUAAUACCAGAUACAUGCUAUAACUGAUAGGAAGUACAGGUAUAGGAUCCGGUAUCCAGAAAGCAUCAAAUUUAUGUUCAGGGAAGCUCCCAUAGUUUCUAUUUUAAGCAAAUACUUCUAAAUAUUUAAUAUAAUGUUUAUCUCUGUAAUAAUAAAACCAUACCUUGUACUUGAUGAUAACUAAGCUACAUCUUGGUGGUAAAACCAUUAAAUUGGGUUUGUUUGAUGUUCAGAUUAUUAUUUUUUUAUUUUAAGUAUAUCUAAGGUAUGAUGAUCCAAAUUAUGGGGGUACGAAAAAAAUCUUAUCCCAAGAAUCCCCAAACAUUAAAGAUAUUAGACCCUAUACCUGUAUAAACAAAGAAUAUUGCACUGUACUUCCUGGGUUUAACUCCUGUGCCACAAUGUUUUGUAUACUUUAAUAAAACUAAAAUUGAAGUUUAAUAUUA